This is a messenger RNA of Enterobius vermicularis (human pinworm), 327 nucleotides long. The record is from the annotation of a GenBank genome assembly. Lineage: Eukaryota; Metazoa; Nematoda; Chromadorea; Rhabditida; Oxyuridae.
AUGGUAAACGUAGAGCUUUUGAAAAAACAUGCUGCUCAAUAUAAGUUGACCAAAGAUACGGCUGGAGAAUUUCAUAAACAAUUAUUCAAACUGCAUAAAGAUGUAGCUGAACACUACAAUGCCGAAGACAUUGAUCCAGAUGCAAUUCCAAAAUCACACAAAUUUAUAAUGUUGGGUAUGUCUGAACUGCAGUUCUAUUUUCGUCUGCCGGAAGCAUUCGGCGAAGAACGACGGUGGCGAUCAGCUCUUUCGUCGUUUAAGGAACAGUAUGAAGAUGUUGGUGUACCACUCAAAGACUUUGAAGUAAGUUUUUUGUCAUUUAUCUAA